Messenger RNA from Solenopsis invicta (red fire ant), 12549 nucleotides. RefSeq lists its product as uncharacterized. The record is from RefSeq and is a predicted model, not a curated record. NCBI's taxonomy places the organism in Eukaryota, Metazoa, Arthropoda, Insecta, Hymenoptera, Formicidae. The transcript has 13 exons. The coding region runs from base 1 to 8448 and encodes 2815 amino acids. Gene Ontology annotation, molecular function: protein binding.
AUGGAGGAAGGAUCGCACCUGGUGCAGGCGUUGCGUGUUGCGCACACCCGGCCAGACCCGAAUCGAGAAUUAGACUUGGUGAAGCCAGAGCCGGACGAGGACGAUAGCCAGCAGUCCUUGGACCGGUUGCACAACUCGCUCGCGAGUUUCCACUUGGCGUGCUCUCGUAAGGCCACCAAAACGUCGACCCCAUCGGUAAUCAAGUUAUCGGGGGGUGGAACAGCUGGCAGUGGGGAGCAAUUGUCCCCAGGGCCUGGCCCACCUCCCCCGGUGUCUUCGUUGGUAACCGGCGGUGACGGUCGCAUUAACGAGCAGAACGCAACAGCCGCAGAGAAUAACGAUGAUGAAGUGGGGCAAGUUAUCGUUUCGACGGCAACCGGAACGACGAAAUCCGAGUCCGCGGAAGUGGAGAAGGAACACGGCAAAACCAACGAAACCACCAUGAGUUUCGUUUUGAAGCUAGAUGUGGAGACCGCGGCAACGUCGGUGAUGGAGAAUGCGACGAAGGAUAGCGUCGGGAGUGAGGGACAACAACCACCGACGUUGCUGUUUGCCCGAGAGAUAUGGCGGUCCCAGGAGCCUGUUACGGUCGCUACCGGCGCUAUCACUACCACAGCAGGGAACACCGUGGUAAUCGCGAGCGACAACGAUGCCGCCGCGACUACUGAUGGCGACAAGUCGCAGCUGUUGCAGUGUCUGGAGGCGACGAGCAAUCAGGAGCAGCAGCAGACGACGACGACGAUGAUGGCUACCACUGCGUCCACUCUCACAACGGUUAAGCCCGUGGUCACCUAUCCAGUCGCCAAAGGUGCCAGGGAGCAAGUGCAGAGAAUGAUCGCUAGUUCGCAGACAAACACCACGGAGAUGUUGACAACGCGCGUUAUCUCGCAAAAGCUACCGCCAUUGUCCACUGAUCAGCCGCAACCUGUCCCGGCCACCCUCAACAUUUCCUCUCAAACAUCGACUAACUCGACGUCCUCACCGUCCCCCAAUAGUGGCGUUUCUGCCGUUUCCUGCCCUUGGCAGACGACCACUAUCACCACGGUACAGAGCAAUCAGUCGAAGAAUCAGGUUGCGGUCGCUGACCUUAUCCAUUGUAGUAAACAGCAACAAGUGACGGCGACAAGCAACAUACAGGCUGCGUUGCAACACAAGCUUCAACCAGUACACUCUAGCACUUCUACUACAACGGUGAAGGCAAUGGAUUUACAAAAGUAUCACGCAAAACCAUUGCCAGGCAGCGUCAUCUCAACUAGUCAAUCUGCGCAAAAGCUCAAGACCGUGACAAAUGUAAUCACUAACCCAUCUACCAUGGUCGCGCAACGUAAUAAUUCCCUGUCCAGGUCUCAAGGCGUGCUAAAGACACGAGUGUUAUCCAGUCAGUUUAUAAACAAUCAGACAACUGCGAACAACACAAAUCCGCAAAAGAUUCAACUGGGCAAUCCAACGAUACAGAAAACGACGACACAACCUGUAAGUGUAACAAAUGUGCAGAAAACAACACUCCAAUCUGUUUGCAACAAUCAGAAGGUUCCGUUGUUGACUGGUAAUCAUCUUCCAAACCUCAAAACGCAACCGCAAGGUCUACAGAAGUUGCAGAUGCCUCAAAAGAUAUCUCUAGCUGUGGGUAGGCAGCCGUUCCAAUCGAACACGCAACAAAUGAACAAUGUUUCGAAAUCCAGUAGCCUCGUAACCGGUAUACAAAAGUAUCAGCAGCCUGGACAGCAUUUUAUGGCGUGCCAGCAAACGACGAUAUCUUCCGCGAGGUCUCAAUCGACGCCAACCGGACUGCAAAAGCAUCACACAGUAGCGACGGUUCAAAGCACAAAGUUGCAAACCACGACGAGCAAUGUUUGCAAAAGCAACAGUAUGCCGAACGUCUCCAAACCUUUGCAAAACUCGAACGUACUCGCGAUUGGCAAACAUCAAUCACAGAUGCAACCUACGUCGGCGCAAUUGUUACAGGGCAACACUUCGCAACAAAUAAUUCAAAAAUCUCAGCAACAAUCGGCAAAUAACGCGAAUAAUCUCCAAGUUCAAAGAAGUCACAGUAUUACUAAUGUACAUUCGAAGGUGAUAACGUCUGUACCAAACAAUCAAAGGACUCCGGUUGUGAUGAACUCAAAGAUUCAACAGCAGCAGCAGCAGCAACAACAAACAGUGAUGAGAGUGGGGAUAUCAAAGGGUCAAACGCAAACUGGACAAGCUGUAGCAGGUUUGAAGACUGUCUCACAGAAACCCAUAGUGAAUCCUGUUAAAGUUACUGCAAACUCGCAAAAUAAUGCCAUUCAGCAACCUAUGGUGCAAAGAAAUAACAAUCCUCAAUCAAUGAAAAUUAUGCAGCAACAGCAGCAGCAGAAUGUGAUCGGUCCUCAGAACUCUCCGCAAAAACAGCCUGGAUGCAUCAAGACUAUUCCGCCGCAGAAACCCGUACAAAGAAAUCACGCCCAGAAAAUCAGUGGCGCUAGUGUUAAACCUUUGUCGAAUCCAAACGUAACGGGAUUCACAAAAGCUCAAGGUUCGACCGUGACGCAAGUAGCGCCAAAGACGAAUAUCAAGACUCUGCCACAGCAGACGGUGGUUGCGCCGUCCAACGUGAUAGUCCCGCAUAAAAACUCUCCGAUCAAAAUCCAACAGCAAACGAUACAGCAGAAGCAACUGGCAAUGACGCCGCAAUAUACCCAGCAGAUCCGGCAACAAGCCGGACAAAUAAAAACCCUGCUCCCGAUAACCUCGGCUACAAUUGAACCUCGUAAAGACUUCACUGAGAACAAAAACGAUGAUGAGUUACGGAUGUUCAAAGAAGAAGAGCAAAACCCUUCUAAAUCGCCAGUGAGGAGAAUGCCGCUUCCUUACGAGUGUCUUCAGUUCGUUCUUCAAGAUCAUAAUUACGGGGCGCCGCCGCCACGAACGCCACCACCACCUCCAUCGCCACCAUCUCAUCCGAAGCAACAACCCAUUAAUGGAGCCGGCAGUUCCACAGCUACUUCCCAACAUCCUUACAUCUUUGGUCCUGUUGUGAGCAAUACCAAUGUGGAGGAUGAUGCUGCUAGCGCGAUCAGUAGUGAAACGGGACGAGAAGCAGAACCGGAAGGUGAAGAAACAGAAACAGCAGCCGAAGGCGAGGGUGACGAUGAGGACAGUGUUACUAGAUGUAUUUGUGACUUUGAACAUGACGACGGAUAUAUGAUAUGUUGCGACCGAUGCUUAGUAUGGCAGCACGUCGACUGUAUGGGCAUUGACCGUUCGAACAUUCCUGACGAAUACCUCUGCGAGAGAUGUCGACCACGACGAGUGGACAAACAACGAGCGCGCGCCUUACAAAUGCGUAAACGCGAGGAGCUUCUCAAUUCGGACACAUCGUCUGACACAUCAUCCACUAGUUCGGUAGAUACAGAUGUUGGUUCGAAUAAUGCUACGAUCCAGAAGAAACGCUCACUUUCACAACAACAGCCGCAAGUUCCGAAACGCAACAAAUCCGACGCGUCCGCUCAAUCGUCACAAGUGCGGAGACUAAAUAACAAUAACAAUAAUAACAAUGUUGGAAAGAGACAAAGAAGGGACUCGCAAGCUCGGCAAUCUAGCGCUGUUCGUUCGAAGAAGGAGAACGCCACUCCAAAGCGAGGACCUGGAAAACGUAAAACUAAGAGGAGAACGAGUCUCGAGGACAAAGAGGAAGAUGUGCAAGAUGCCUGGGGCAGCAACAUGGCACCCCUAAGACAGUGGAUCGAAAGAUACGAAGAAGCUGUUACGAAUCAUUAUAGUCCCGAAUUGCGAGCCAGGAUAUCAAACAUCAAAGUCAACGGCACGCACAGUGAUCUCAGGCAAAGUAACAUGAAUGUUAUUGCCACUGGCAAAUGCAGACUCAAUGUGCACAGCAAUAAUCUUAGAUUUUUAGUGGCGACAAUGUAUCUUCCGCCAAACACUCCCGUCGUGGAAUUACGUGGCAAAUAUAUGCUCAGUACACAACAUCGACUGCAAUAUACGCAAAGUGGCAGACAGCACGUCCAACGACCAGGACCAUUCGUAUUUUUCUAUCGUCUACCGCGCGACGGCACUGAAGUGUGCGUAGACACGCGGACGUACGGGAAUGACGCGAGGUUCGUGCGGCGUAGCUGCAAGCCGAACGCGGAGGUGAAACACUGUAUCGAGAAAGGCACGUUACACCUUUACAUUGUAACGACAUGUGCAAUAGAAAAGAACGCCGAGAUAACGAUCAAACACGAGCAGCACGAUCUGUUGCUAUCACCCAAUCCAAAUUCCCCCGCGUUGCCCGUCCUGUGCGCGUGUAAUAAUCCGCGGGAGUGUCAAAUUGCGAAUGCGGCCAGCCAGCUGAACAGAAGAGGCAGCAAUGGCGCUCUUGUUGAAAACGCCGAUGGCAGAGAACGAAGGCGACGGGGUAGAAGAAAUACUGUGUGCGAGGAAACUGAUUCCACACCACCAGCAGCUCCUCCUACGAGUGUCACGCAAACCACUACAACUGUAACAUCGUCUGCUACGACGGUGACUCCUACGACGCCAAGACGAACCGUCACGAUCGCAGUUGCGACUACGACGACUCGACAAGUUGCUAAGGAAGACACCACCGUGGCGGUAACGAAUACACAGCCUCAAACAGUGUCACCUAGUCCGAACCAGUCGGUGACGGUGACACCGGAAACGAAAAAGGACAAAAAGAAGAUGACGCGAGAAGAGAGGAAGAUGGAAGCAAUUAUGAAGGCUUUCGAGAGGCUGGAGAAGGCAGAACAGAGAAAGCAGGAGGUACAAGCGAGAAAUGCACAACGAAAAGAAUCUGGCGGUACGCAUAGCGACAACGAGGAUAAUCAUUCGACAACGGGACAAUCUAAGAGUAGCAAACCAUCGAACUCAGAGAGACCGCUACGGCGGAGAAGGAGGAAAGGUCGAGCGAGAACUAGUUCAUCUCAGUCGCAGAGCAGUACUCGAAGGACCAGAUUGAACUCUGCCGAAUCUGACGUGUCCUCCGGGGACGAGAGCAAUUCUAUGCAGUCGCCGCCUCUGUUGGGUCAGAAUCGUUCAUCCAAUCGAGAUGUUUCCUAUUCAUCGCACUUACAUACCCCAGUUAAGAACACGACGGGCGAUGUUAACAGUACCGGAUCGUCAUCUAGUGGAAUUCCCACUGCAGCCGGCUUAUUAUUGGCUUUAGCAAACUCGAACGCUCCUGGUCCUCCGAGUUCGCCACCAUUACAGCAACCUACUCCCGUCAAGAGUCCUACUUGUGACAGCGGAGCUAGCAGCAGCUCGCAGAGUUCUACGCCAUCAACGCCGUUAUCGUCUGCCUGCUUGCUGGUGGCCGCUGCAGUCGGCCCAUUUGCUCCAGGUUUCAAGUUUCCAAAGACGAAGAAGGUGCUGAUGAACGAAUGGCUGAAGGAAUCGCCAGAUCCGCCGCAAACUAACGUACCUCAAGUAUCGCCUCUGUCGUCUCUACCAUCUGCUGGCCCAACUUUACAAAGUUCCAUGAAUCCACUGUGCGGCAGGCAUUUUCCGCCAACGGAUGCAUCACCGGAAUUCUUAUCGCAGAAUUACGCAGCCAAAAGCCUAGCCACUCUUGUGCAAGCCGCCAAUUCGGUUAGCGGUAUAUGCGACUCGCCGCCACAGCGUAAACAACAGCAAGUCUCCGGCAAUAACAACAACAACAAUGGUGGCUGUUCCGCUGUGUCUACAGGCUCGGCAAAGAAGCGAUGGUUGCGCCAGGCGAUUUCGGAAGAAUGUGACUCGCCUAAUAGCCGGCCCGAAAGUCCACCAUCACUUAGCGAGACGGUAGCACCGCCCAAAAAGCGGAGAAUAGCUCGAGAGAGUUUAUCUUCGGACAAUUACACCCCACCGACAACGCCAACCAUGUUACUUCCGACCGAAGCAGCGCCUAACAGCAGAUCGCUAUGUCCUGCUGAUGAUGACUAUACGGAACAUGUGCAAUCGCCUAUCGUGGAACAGACCGAUGAGAGAUAUUACGAUUCAGAAUCUGCGAAAGAAGAAGUCAAAAUGGACGAUAGAUCUAUAGAUUCUGACAAACCAAUCGUUGUUGACAAAGAAAAACUUUCAAUUGAUAUCUUUCCUCAAUCAGAAUAUUAUAUAAAACGUGAAGAAAGCACAGAAUGUUCAGAUAUUAAAAUGGAAGUGUCUUCCGAAAUGCAUAUAGAAAAUAUUGCGACAAAAAAAGAAAAAGUUUCCCCGAAAUGGGAGGGAGAUGAUACAAAAUCUGAAUGUAAUUAUGAAUUGAAUCAGAAAUUAAUUGAAAAAAUUCGAGAGACUGUUGAGGCCAUAAAAAAAGAGGAAACUAUGAAAGAGGAAAUUGUUACUAAAGGCACUGUCGAGAUAAUCGAUCAGAACGAACCCGAUACCGAGAUGGAAGAAUUUAGUUCUCCCAUCGCUACUAUAGAACCCGACGCGAUUCUAAAACAGCGAGUUGUCGAAAUGCAGCUGGAGUUUGGUGGUGGCAUCGCCGAAAUCGUAAAUAUCAUCAGUAGCGAAAACGAGAAAUCAAACGACGAGAAGAAAUCGCCCGAAGCCGCUGCGAUGUGCCAAGAGAUUGUCGAGAAAUCGGAUGACAACGCGUCCAUCGACGAGUUCGACGUCGAGGCGCAGAUGAAGAAGAUCACGGGCGACGAUGGUAACGAUUAUGAGGAUAAAAUUGACACGUGUUCGGAAAAAGACAAGAGUAUGGACGGAAUAGAGGGACUAAUGGAGAGCUCGAAGGAGGAUUCGGACUCCGAGGAUAAGGACGUAGACGAUGACAAGUACUGCGAAUCUUCCUUUAAAUUGUUUGAUAUCAGUCAUGAGGAGACAUCUUUCAAAGAAUCGGAUACUAAGCCCGAUACUAAACCGGAACAGAUUAUCGUUGCAGAAGACGACACGAAAGAGACGGAUAAGGAUACGAAUGACGAGCCCGCGAAAGAGGUCUCCAAGACGGAACAGUCGUCUGCCUUCGCCACGUUAUCGGAGAAGUGUAUCUUCGAAUCGGCUUCUACGAACUUGGAUGCGGAAUCCGUCACGGACGCUCCCAAGAUCUUUCACUCGAUUCCACCUCUGAGCGAGCGCAUUCGUAAGAAGACCAUCGAUUCGUCUGCCACGCCGAAAACACCUAAGAUGGACUUCGAGGCAGCUAUCAUAGAAUCCACGAUAAGUAUGGACGCUGUAGAUGGGUCUAAGAACGGUGAACAAAAGUCGAUGUUGUCAACCGCGCUGCGCGAGCUCUUGGAAGCGAAACUGGACGACGAGCCGACAGCCGAAGUAAUGAAAAAUGACAUUGAUAGUGAGAUUAAUUCGUCAUCACAAGUAAUUCAAAAUCAACCAAAAUCAGACUCCUCUGAACAUAGUUUAGACACAGUACAAGAUUCGGUUUCGACUCAGGAAGCUCCGAAGCUAGAAGAGACUCCCGUCAAGGAAGAAGAGACCAAACCUAAAGAGAUAAAACGAUUAAAAGAUCCGAGGACUGUUGUGCCGAACAGUAUGCCAGCACCAGCUUUUAAAACUGACGCUGUUCCUCCUGUCAAGCGCAAGUUGUCUAUAUCCGAGUAUCGCAAACGCAAGCAACAGUCAUCUGGAGGAACCGGUACAGAACCGGAGUUAUUGAACGAUGCUUCCACUGCGGACAAAAGUGGAGCGCGAGGUAGAUCGGACAGUGCCAGCAGCGGUACUUCUUCACUCAGUUCUGAUGAGGAAGGUUCUAAAGCAUCGCUCGACGCAACGGGCCUUAACGCGGUGACACACUUCCCUAAUGCUACUAAUGAGAACGAAGAAAAGAAAGGUGGAGAGGAAGGUGCAAUCGCUUGGUCUGCAGCACCAACUUCGGUAGAACAGCAACGAGAAAAUCUCACCGAGCGAUUGAAACGCGAAUUUGGAUUGUUCCUCAGCGAUGAUGAAGAAGAAAGAGCUCGCAAGCAUGGUUUGACAGCCGAGGCAAUACUGAAGGCGCAUAAAUCUCCGCCUCCCAACCUGGUCAACACCCCACCGGGAUAUUUGGGAUUGCAACAGUUGCCUCCGCAGACGUACAUACCGCCACCCGGCUCGGCGUCCAUCCACUAUCCCCAGUUCCAAAACAAACCUGGCAUGGUGCAAUACCCGAACUUCGCGAUACCACCGCCGACUACCACAGCGAUGCCACAGCCGAUAUAUGGUACCGCCGCGUCGUCGCAGGCGAUUAUAGUCAGUAAGCAGACGCCGCAGACGCCACAGACAUCGCAGACGUCGCAGUUCUUGGUACCUCAGGCAUCCCAAGCGCCACCGGGUUCCAAUCCGUAUCCACCGCAAUUUGUCCCCCCACCGCCGCUGCCGCCACCGCCGUCGGUCACGGGAACGGCGGUGCCGAUCUCGAAGUUUCCGUCAGUGACGCCGCCACCGCCACCGCCGGGCACCCAGGUGUCGUAUCCUGCGGCACCGUCGGGGCAACCUCAGAAGCCGUUUUUUAACCAUCCGGCGCCGAGGUCGUAACCGACAGAAAAGGGUAGGAUUGUUAAAAGUUCUUAAGUUUUAAAGUGAUGUUUUAUAUUCUUCGCAACGGGUAAUGUCUCGAUUAAACCGAUUAAGCUUGCCCACUCUUCUGUUAACGAGACGAAAUUUUUAGACUCGUUCCAUUGGAAAAAGGAGGCAAAGAACAAAUUCGAAAUAUUCCUGGUGAAAGUUUUCAGUAUCUUAUUAUAAAUUUAAAAAAAAUGUCAUUUCGCAUGCGAAAGCGAGAUACAAACGGCAGGAAACCGCGAACAGAAUUCCAACGAUUUCUUAGAUAGUUAAAAAUAAAACUGUGGAUUUAAUUUACGCUAUCGAUUGCUUUUAGAAUUGUCGCAUACAUUUAAAAUUUUACCGCUACAUACGUUCGAUGGUUUUUCUCUCAAAAUAUUCGACGGAAUUCGUGUGGCCUAAGGUGAUAGUUGAGUAUUUUGAGGAUAUAGCGACGCGUAUUUUAGGUAGCAUAUAUCGAGAGAGAGAGAGAGAGAGAGAGAGAGAGAGAGAGAGAGAGAGAGAGAGAGAGAGAGAGAGAGAGAGAACUGCAUUGGUACCUUUUUCGCGAGUAACGGCCAAAAGUGUAUUUGAAUAGCGUACACUUUUUAUACCGGUGAAAUGGUGCCCUAAACGUGUUUAUAUAUAGCAUUAGUCCAAUUUUUUAAUAUGGUGUUAACUAAGUUGGAAACGCGCUCUUCGGCUGGCCGAGCCAGCCGAUCUUCGCGAUAUCCCCUAAAAGCAGUUAUCAUUAUAUAUACAAUGCGCACCUCUGCAUAAUACAACUUAUUUGUAUAUAUUAUUUGCAUAUACGCAUAAUAAUGUUAACAAUAUAGCUAUAUUUAAUGAUGCUAUAUAUUUAGAUUAGUUUGUAGGUCAUAACAAGCCGUAACAAACCUAGUAUGAACACAUAGAUAAGUGAAGCUAGUACUGUGUUGUGUUGUUUUUUGACAUAUAAAAGAAGGCAAAAAGAGGCGCGGAAUUCUCUAUAUUUAUAUUUCACUGUAAAAGGGCAGAUUAUUUAUAAUAAAAGGUAAAUGUUGAAAUUUGAAGACUUGAGUUUUAUUUUGGGGAUUCGUAAAAAUUGUAUAUUGUUUGAUUUCUCUCUCUGGUAGAUGAUGCAUUCGAUAUGCGCGACAAAUGUUUUUGUUAGCGCCAGUUUUUAUUUAAAAAAAUGUUUAUUUAGGAAUUUGUAUGAAAAUCUAGAUACAGCAAGAGGACUGGACAGACAGUAACGAUAAAUGGUACAACGUAUCAUUUUUAUUUUCUUGUUGAUGCUUUAAACAAUAAUGCAAUACAUUUUUAUUUAUAUAAAAGCGCGAGGAUACGUUUUAAUUGUGGAUUUAUCUUUUUGUUUAAAAAAAAGGGAUCUCCCAAAAUUUCAUUCGCUCAUAAUAUUCAUUCAAGUACAAAACUUACUAUAUGAUAAAAAGUGUAUUAAAACGAGUAGAAGUAAAUUAAUACAGCGAAAGAAUUGUAGUCUAUUUUGUAACUGAGAGCUGCUUCACACACGGUCUUUUCGUUUUUAGUACGCGAAACGCACGAUUGCUCUAUCGUUGACAAAAGAAAUGUGCGUUUCUCCUUCUUUACUCCGAGCAAUAGAUUGCAUCAAAAAAAUUAUGAGCUGUGCGUUAACGACAUCCUUUGCGCAUGUUUUAGUGACUCGGUGUAUUACAUAAUCUCGUAAUUAAAAAUAAAAGUGAUCGUGGCUUUUGUCUAAUAAUUUAGAGGUCGUCUAGUUCCAGUAUCAUCCCAUGCUCGCGCAUGUAAUUAUAAAAUUAUAUAUAUAUUGUAUUUUAUAUGUAAUUUAAAUUAUAAUAUAUAUAUAGCGUAUAAAAAAUUUUUCUGAUUUCGAUGGUGCGAUUAUUAUAUGUAUAUAAAUACGUUACUUGUUACGGGGCAUGAGAGGAGAAGCCAGUUUGAAUUUUUUUUUUGCAAGUUAGCUUUCCUUUAUAAUGUAAUUGUUUAAUCUAUUUUCGGUCGGUAGACUCUCCAAAUCGCGAACUGUGGUGAAUAUUAGAAGUCACAACGAAGAAAGAGAGAAUCAAUUACUUUGUUAAUGCUGUGUACUUUAAGAAUAUGCAGUACACUAAUGGGCGUUCUACAAUAAGUCGCAAAUAUCCUUUGCAACUGGUGACGGAAUGUUUGCGACUUGUAAAACGGCCGUAAGAGUCAUCAUUAUUCACUCUCCGUGGUGUAACAGAGAGUCGUCUGGCCGCGUCGCUUGAAUUAUUUACAGUAAUUAUAAUACAUGAAAAUGUUUAUUAGAAAUUCGUGACAUUAAUAAUUCCGUUACAUAUUAUAGUUGCGUCAAGCGAUAAUUGGAAUCAAUUUUCCGAAAGGAAAAAAUGUAACUUAUAAACUCGUUUAAAUAACACAUUCUAAAUUUUAUUAAGAAAAAAAAACAACGUAUAUCCUAAUUUAUUAUACAAGGCGCAAAAAUUAUUUUCAUAAUGGAUUAAGACUCUCUCAGCUUGGACUUGUGUAAUCUCCCAAUUAUAACUAUGUAAUUAUGGAUGCGGUUCACGAUGAGUACUCCGAUGUUUAUAACGUGCUAUUAAUGAAUUUUAUUUAAUAAUGCGACGUUAACGAGUCGUUAAUUCAUUAUAGAUUUUUGCUCUGCAAAAAUUGAAAACCAAAAAAAUAAAAACCUAAAAAGAACAGAAAAUACGAAAAUGAAACAAUAAAAAAAGAAUUAAUAAAAUUUGAAAGGAUAAUGGAUCUUGCAGAAAUGUUAUAGACUAUGAAAAUUAUUUUCAUAAAAACUGAAAUAAAAAGUGGGUGAACGAUACACUGUAUCAUUCACAGCGGAAUUAAAAAUCCAUAUGAAAAAACGGAGCGAAAACAUCUGGAACACUCGGGAGUACCAAGUGUACCGCAUUCACCGUGUAAUCGGAUUACAUAUAAUGGGAUUCUACCUGAACGAAGAUGCAAAAUAUGCAGUGCAGGAUUCUCAACGUAUAUAGGGGAAACACACAGAGGAAAGAGAAGCGUGCGAUUUUAAUCCUGUACUGUCAGUUUUUAUAAGCGAAUAUCAAAGUUUAGAGAUCUGUGAUUAGGAAACUCGCGGUGAAAAACUCGGAAUAAAAAUAAUUUAUGCAUUCUCUAUAUGGAGGGGGGGGGAGGGAUCCUAACGCGAAAUUCUUGGAUAUGCAUACAUGGUGUAUGUCCUGUAGGAUCUCCUGUAGAGAGAAAUCUUUCUUUUUUAUUUUGCGUUCGGCUGCGAUUUCAAAGUGUAAACAGACGUAUUUUUGGCAUUUGAUAUUUACUUUGUACUUUAGCUGAUAAUAAGAUGAGACGUGUACACUACUGUAAGUUAUAAAUUGCCGCGGGUGGCGUAACAUCAGACGCGAAAAAGUGUACAGCUUGUGUUCGCCAUCCGCAUACACAAUGAAAACAUGUAAAUAUUUUUGUAAGAUAAAUUUAAGUAUAUAUAUGUAUACAUUAUAUAAUUAUUAAGUAUAUAUGUAUACACGUACAUACUAUAUACAUAUAUGUAUAUUUCUCUCUUUAUUCUUCGAAUUUUUGUGAAAUUCUAUUGGAAUCUCUGAAAUCCGAAGUUAGGAUAUGAUUGCUUUGCAGCUAAAUCCAUGUUUAUCAUCCGUUGUACAAUUCUCCAAUAGCAGGUACUAUAUACAUAUAUAUAUAUCUGUAUAAUGAAACAUUCUGACAUAAAGAAGCAGAAGCAGCGACCUUGUUAUUAAAGCAUCUGAUAGUAUAAAACAACUCGUUAGGAUAAUCGUUUCAAUGUUGUAAAUAAAAGCAGAGCGCAUAGCGGUUAUUAUAUUAUAUAUUAUAUUAAUAUUAUAUUAUAUUCGCAUAUAUAUAUUCAAUCUUUAUAUAAUAGGCUGAGAAUACACGAUAAUUUUUUUAUUUGCGAUUCACUGUUACAUGUAUGUGCCUAGUUAUAGCCAUGUUAUAAUUAUUACCUAUUACAUUGUAUGAUAAUUUAAUCCAUAUUACCGAUUAUAAUAAAUGUAACAAGUUCUUCGAUAUCAAACUCUACACACGAUAUAUUAUUAUGGCGUAACGUGUAAAGAGCUCAUAUUUAGGCAUACGUGAAAAAAUUUAAUAAAUCGGAAUACAUUUUACGAA